This is a messenger RNA of Aspergillus nomiae NRRL 13137, 1146 nucleotides long. RefSeq names its product MFS transporter. The record is from RefSeq and is a predicted model, not a curated record. The transcript has 3 exons. NCBI's taxonomy places the organism in Eukaryota, Fungi, Ascomycota, Eurotiomycetes, Eurotiales, Aspergillaceae. Gene Ontology annotation, biological process: transmembrane transport. Gene Ontology annotation, molecular function: transmembrane transporter activity. The annotation marks the transcript as partial.
AUGAUCUCUCGUACUGGAUGGCGGUCCUCCCGUGCCUUUGUUACGCUGGUUGUUUCUGUUGCUAUUUUCACUGAUAUUUUCCUCUACGGACUGAUUGUACCCGUGCUACCCUUUGCCCUAAAGGUGCGAAUGGGUUUGCCAGAGAACGAUAUCCAACGCUGGGCCUCGACAUUUCUAGCUAUCUACGGAGCCUCGAUUUUUCUAGGUUCUUUACUCUUCGGCUGGAUAGGCGAUCACUCAAAGACAAGACAAGGCCCAUUCCUACUCGGCCUAGUCAUCGUAGGCGGCGCCACUCUCAUCACCGCCCUCACAACCUCCCUGCCUCUAUUUCUUCUAGCCCGAGUGCUACAGGGCCUCUCCACCUCCAGCAUCUUCACAAUUGGCUACAGCCUCCUCCUCGACACCGUCGGAACCAACCACAUCGGAAGCGCCUUGGGCUUCACCAACCUGGGCCUGAGUCUCGGGCUCUUUGCCGGGCCCAUCAUCGGCGGCUUCAUCUACGAUAUAGCCGGCUACGUGGCCGUCUUUGCCCCGGCAUUCGCACUCAUAAUCAUCGAGACAACCCUCUGCUUGCUCCUCAAGCCCCUACCACCCGGGUACAAACACCAUCCAUCAUCCGAACACCAUCCACCGCCCGAAGCAUCACCUCUACUACACGAUGGACAAUCCCAAUCCUCACCCCCAACCAUUCUCCUCCUCCUCCGCUCCCCCCGCUUCCUCGUCGCCAUGAUAGGCAUGUGCAUGCUCAACACCUUCAUGACAGCCCUCGAGGCCGUCCUCCCCGUCUACCUCCAGGGCCUCUUCCAUUACACAUCCAGCCAAAUCGCCCUUGUCUUCCUGUCCAGCUCCCUCCCCCUAAUGGUUCUUUCUCCUCUGGCCGGCUACUGCGUGGACAGAGUCGGUCCCUUCUGGCCCGCUGUUUCGGGCUUUGCGCUCGCAACCCCGAGCAUGAUGCUUCUGGGUGUGGUUCAGCAGAAUACGGCCCUGCAUUCGGUGCUUCUACGUGUUUUUCUGUUCCUGGCGACUGAGAGGCUGCAUCCGGGAGGUUGCGGUGCGUCUUCGCAGGCGUAUGGCCUGAGUAAUGCUGCUUUUGCGGCUGGGACGCUGGCGGGGCCGCUUUAUGCGGGGUAUAUUAGGGAGUGGGCU